AUGGCUCAGAAACUACAAAAUAUCCAAGUUGUAAAGCAUUAUAAGAGAAUGUCAGCUGGCAACAGUCCAACAACCUUCAAGUAAAUUCAACCACAAUAGCCUAGCAAUAUUUUUUUGAAGGAUAAUGAAGAAUAAAAAAUAAUUGAGAGAUAGAGAUUUAAUGAGCUAGAACCAGAGUCACUCAAUCCCAUCUUCAAAGCCCUUAAUUACAGCAGUAAUAGAAUUAAUAUUUACUUCCGAAUGAAGAGAAAAAAGUUCUAGACAUUUUUAACCCAAAUAACAAGAAUAGGAGAGUUAAAGAUCUUCCUGACACGGAAGUAUCACUUCAAGACAAAGCAAUUAGUUCUAAUCAGAUACCUAGAUGAACUAAGAGUUCUUCAUAAAAAAGACUUUAAGAAAUAUCAGGAGACCAAACUCACGAACGUCAUCAAGAGACUCAUCCACGGAGAACAGAGAUUCAGCGACAAGAAAUUAAAAGAUAAUAUUUAGCUCAGGUCAGAGCCCUUAAGACUAGAAACUGUAACUGAUUCUCUUGAGUAGCACAACCUUCCUAAGUUGAAUUCUAAUUUCAAGAAUUUUUAGUCUCAAAGAGUUUCUCCGUAAAACUCUUUUCUUGAUAGUAUGAUUCCUCACACAUUUGGUAAUCAAGGUGGCAUAGACUUUAAUCAAAUACCACAUGAUGAUUUAAAUAAAAAAUUUGUCAUUACUGAAUCCCCACCGAUGCCUCACAAGUUUGACAAAUCUCAUAGUGAGCAAGUUAGUGAGAGAGGAAGUAUAAAAAAGAGAAGUAAGGUUAAGAAAAUAUUGUUAACAAAAAAUAACUCAUUUCUUAAGAAAGUGAGAGAAUAUGAACAGCAAUAAUAAUAACAAUCAAUAUAAAGUAAGGAAUAAUCUUAGAAUCCUGUUAAGAUCGUUAAAACUGACAGAAAAAAUCUUCAUAGAUACACAAGUUCUGGGGAUAUGAAUGAAGUUGGAAGCCUUAUUGAUAGCAACUAUAACCUUAGUUUCGGUCAAAAUCGCUACCAAAAUAGUAAUGCAGGACAACAGUUAACUGGGAACAAUCUAUUAAGUCAUAUAAACAGAGUUCAAUCCCAAAUCGAUUUUCGAUAUGCGCCUUAAUAAAAUUAUGAAUUAACAUUAAGCAAAGCAUUUAAUAAUGAUUAAAGGAUGCUAUUCUAGUAUGAAGCAGAUGGCCAGAAGGCAGAUACAUUUGGAAAGUAAUUUCAAACAAUGAGAGACAGGAAUAGUAUGAUAAUAUUCACGGGAGUGAUCAGAUUCGAGGCUCCAUUGAUUAAGAGAGAGAUGAUAUUAAGACUCCUUGCUUUGUGA
Stylonychia lemnae is the source of this 1329-nucleotide messenger RNA. The record is from the annotation of a GenBank genome assembly. NCBI's taxonomy places the organism in Eukaryota, Ciliophora, Spirotrichea, Sporadotrichida, Oxytrichidae.